Molecule: messenger RNA, 909 nt
Organism: Cornus florida
Lineage: Eukaryota; Viridiplantae; Streptophyta; Magnoliopsida; Cornales; Cornaceae
Product: thaumatin-like protein
Exons: 1
Coding region: 61-738 (225 amino acids)
Biological process (GO): defense response
Cellular component (GO): extracellular region
Source: RefSeq, a predicted model, not a curated record
CCAUUCCAUCAACACCACCCCACAAUCACAACCCAUAUACUACUUACUCUCAUUCCAGACAUGAACUUCUCCAAAUCUCUCUUCCUUUCCAUUUUCCUUCUCACUACCCCCUUCUUCACCUUCACCCAUGCAGCCCUUUUCAAUGUCCUAAACAACUGCCCCUACACGGUUUGGGCUGCGGGCGUCCCCGGUGGUGGCAUGCGGCUUGACCCAGGCCAAACUUGGGACAUCAAUGCCCCGGCAGGCACAACAGGAGCCCGUAUCUGGCCCCGAACCGGUUGCAACUUCGAUGCAUUAGGCCGAGGCAGCUGUCAGACCGGUAACUGCAAUGGACUCCUCCAAUGCAAUGGCUUUGGUGCACCUCCUAACACACUAGCCGAGUAUGCCUUAAACCAAUACCAAAACUUGGAUUUCUUUGACAUUUCUCUUGUGGACGGGUUCAAUGUGCCCAUGGACUUUAGCCCAACGUCCAAUGGGUGCACCCGUGGCAUAAGAUGUACAGCUGAUAUUAACGGGCAAUGCCCGAAUGAAUUGAGGGCACCAGGCGGGUGUAAUAACCCGUGUACCGUGUUCAAGACCGAUGAGUACUGUUGCAAUUCCGGGAAUUGUGGGCCCACAAAUUUCUCAAGAUUUUUUAAGGAAAGGUGCCCAGAUGCUUAUAGUUAUCCCAAGGAUGAUCAAACUAGCACAUUUACAUGCCCUGGUGGGACCAACUAUAAGGUUGUGUUUUGCCCUUGAUCACCUGCUGAUACUGAUUUUCGUAAUAAAAACUGUAAAAUCCACUUAUAAAGGAUUCAAAUCAGUUUUAUAUUUAUAUAUAGAAUAAAUUUGAGCACAUGUUAUGAUGUGCUAUGCUUUCUGUGUAACCUGCUUUAUAAUGUAUGGAAGGAAACUAGAUGUUGGUAAUCA